AUGGCUUCGCUUCGGCCAUGGAGCGCGCCUUUGCGCCUCGCUGCGAAGUCUCUCCCCACUGCUGUGCGGACGACGACUGUGCGACACAGCUCAUCCAGCAGCUCAACCUCUGCCAUCGCCUACAAGGCCCUGCGCCGCCGCUCGGCUCCUCUGCCCAUCACCGACACCCCCCCAGCCUGGUCGGCCCAGGCCGCCGUCUCCAACAUUCUCUAUGAGACGCCCACGCCCUCCAUGGCGCCUCCGAAGCGUCACAUCCUCAACUGCCUGGUCCAGAACGAGCCGGGUGUGCUCUCUCGUCUCUCCGGUAUUCUCGCUGCCCGGGGUUUCAACAUUGAUUCUCUGGUUGUGUGCAGCACCGAGGUGGAGGAUCUGUCUCGCAUGACCAUCGUCUUGACCGGCCAGGACGGCGUUGUCGAGCAGGCCAGAAGACAGUUGGAAGACCUGGUGCCUGUUUGGGCUGUGCUGGAUUAUAGCGACGCCGCUCUGGUCCAGCGCGAACUUCUUCUUGCCAAGGUCAACAUUCUCGGACCUGAGUACUUUGAGGAGCUGCUGGCCCAUCACCGCGAAAUCAGCAACGGCGAGCACGAUGGCGAGCCUACCAACGAGUUUGAGCGAACUCUCGAAGAGUCGGCCAAGGACUUCCACCCUGGCAAGCUAGCUGCCAGUGAGGCUCUCCGACACAAGCAUGAGCACUUGAAGACCAUCACCUACUUCACCCACCAAUUUGGAGGCAAGGUGCUGGAUAUUAGCACUACCAGCUGCAUUGUUGAAGUGUCCGCUAAGCAGUCGAGAAUUGACUCAUUCUUGAAGCUGGUUUCUCCCUUUGGAAUUUUGGAAUCUGCCCGUACCGGUCUGAUGGCCCUGCCCAGGUCACCACUCGCCAAGCACACCGAGGAGCCUAUUAUCAAGGAUGCCGACGAGAUUGUUGAUGCAAGCCAGCUUCCUCCUGGUUAA
Trichoderma gamsii is the source of this 954-nucleotide messenger RNA. Its product is annotated as acetolactate synthase small subunit, mitochondrial. The transcript has 2 exons. Gene Ontology annotation, biological process: branched-chain amino acid biosynthetic process. NCBI's taxonomy places the organism in Eukaryota, Fungi, Ascomycota, Sordariomycetes, Hypocreales, Hypocreaceae. Gene Ontology annotation, molecular function: acetolactate synthase regulator activity. The coding region runs from base 1 to 954 and encodes 317 amino acids. The record is from RefSeq and is a predicted model, not a curated record. Gene Ontology annotation, cellular component: mitochondrial nucleoid; acetolactate synthase complex.